AUGUCCUGGCUACUAAAUUCACUGCUAACUUUUUUAGUGCUACGCACGUUUGGAAGUAACACAACAAAUGUGGAGUCAAAUACCGAGGUAUUACUACAAGAGCUAUUUAACCGAACAUAUGACGUAAACGUUAAGCCAUCUGAUACACUGACAACUGUCACUAUAACUCCAAAUACAUUUCUUUUAUUGUCGAUGGAUCAAACACAAGAAACCAUUUUGUUUUCUCAAGAGUUUUUGUUGAAAUGGUACGAUCCGAUUCUUCAUUGGAAUAGAACAUUGUUUGAUUAUAAUCGAGAAUGGAUAAAAAUCUCAGUUAGCAGAGUUUGGGUCCCAGAUGUUAUUUUCACAAAAAGAUUAUCAGUGGAAUCUCUUCUCGAUGAAGAUAUGCAAAUGGCAGAUCUUCGUUAUAAUGGAGAAAUCCGUACAAGUCUUCCAGCAGUUGUAAGCACUUCUUGUCCACUAAACAUUCAAGAUUUUCCACAUGAUGUUCAAGAAUGUAAUAUAUCAAUGGGGUCAUGGGCGUUUGAUCGAACUGUUAUUGUUGUACAGUCAUCGGUGGACGAGAUUCUUCCACUGAGGGGAAGAUUUGAAGGAAACAGUGAAUGGGAACUUUUGUCAAUUCGUGCAUUCCGCACCGAUUCAUUUGAAUAUUCGCUAGGAACUUCAUUUUCUGAAAUUACAUACACUGUUACAUUGCAGCGAAAACCAGUGUAUUAUGUACUUGUUAUUCAGGCUCCCACUUUCAUUUUAUGCACCAUUACAAUAUUUGGACUCUUCUCACCAAACAGUAAUGAGAAUGAACGCCUUUCUAGAGUUGAGCUGUGCUUGAAUAUGUUUGCUGCAAUUUCAAUGAUGCUUCAAUUAGUUUCCGAUAUGAUGCCCAAAGCCUCGCGUCUUCCAUUACUAGGCAACUAUAUUAUUGCUGAAAUUUUUGUGGUUACUGCAGCUACAAUUGCUGCAAUUGUUAUUCAACAUGUUCAUCAUCAUGUUCACACAAAUGCAACGUGCCCUCCAAAAUGGUUACGAUGUCUCGUACUAUGUGAUUGUAUGAGGGAAGAAUUCCCUUCUAAAACCAGUUCUGUAUCCAGUAUGGAUGUUCCCGAGAACAUCAUUGCGCCUGUUUCUCUUCUGAAGUCGUCAUUACAUAAGACUGCGUUUCUUGUUCGUGACACUCUGCAAGAAAUGUCUCGCAUUAAUGAAAAUCAGUUGCUCUGGCUCAAAAUUCUGGAUAAAACUGAUCUAAUGUGUCUUAUUCUGUUUCAAGUUGCCAAUGUUGUAAUAACAAUUGUAUAUUGGAAAUAAAAAUCAAAAAUAACUUUCAAUAAAUUUAUAUUUACCCGUUUAAAAAA
This is a messenger RNA of Caenorhabditis elegans, 1349 nucleotides long. It is a transcript of the gene lgc-5, whose product is annotated as Neurotransmitter-gated ion-channel ligand-binding domain-containing protein. Bases 1 to 1302 code for a protein of 433 amino acids. Gene Ontology annotation, cellular component: synapse; membrane. Gene Ontology annotation, biological process: monoatomic ion transport; monoatomic ion transmembrane transport. NCBI's taxonomy places the organism in Eukaryota, Metazoa, Nematoda, Chromadorea, Rhabditida, Rhabditidae. Gene Ontology annotation, molecular function: extracellular ligand-gated monoatomic ion channel activity; monoatomic ion channel activity; transmembrane signaling receptor activity. The transcript is spliced from 9 exons. The record is from RefSeq and is marked reviewed.